This is a messenger RNA of Astyanax mexicanus (Mexican tetra), 1312 nucleotides long. Its product is annotated as steroid 17-alpha-hydroxylase/17,20 lyase. Bases 140 to 1312 code for a protein of 390 amino acids. NCBI's taxonomy places the organism in Eukaryota, Metazoa, Chordata, Actinopteri, Characiformes, Acestrorhamphidae. Gene Ontology annotation, biological process: hormone biosynthetic process; progesterone metabolic process. The record is from RefSeq and is a predicted model, not a curated record. Gene Ontology annotation, molecular function: iron ion binding; heme binding; steroid 17-alpha-monooxygenase activity. The transcript is spliced from 6 exons.
CAGACUAGAACCACACAUACUAUUUCUACCUGCACACGCAUCUACACACAUCUCUACACACACUGGAACCACACACACACAUUUACACACCUGUACACACAUCUAUACAUUUAAACACACUUCUACACUCUCUCUCACUAUGAGCAUGAAGUCAGCUCUGUCUCCAGUAGUUCUGCUGUUCUGCUGUUCAGCUGCUGUUUUAUUCCUGGUUAUAAUGAAAUGGCUGUACAGGCGACUCUGGUCCUCCAGCAGCAGUAGCGGCGGCGGCGGGUCGGUUCCCGGUCUGCCCUCCGUACCUGUGCUCGGCAGUCUGCUGCACAUGCGCUCUCCGCUUCCUCCUCACCUGUUCUUCACGCGGCUGGCGGGCAGGUACGGGCCGCUCUUCAGUCUGCGCGCGGGGCGGAACUACACGCUGGUGGUCAGUGAGGUCGGGCUGGCCAGAGAGGUGCUGCUGCACCGGGGGCGAGACUUCGCCGGAAGACCGCAGAUGGUCACUACAGCUCUGAUGACGCGAGGAGGGAAAGACAUCGCCUUCGCUGAUUACAGCCCACUGUGGAAAAAACACCGCAGACUUGUCCACUCCUCAUUCACUCUGUUCGGAGAGGGUUCCAGCAAACUGCAGAACAUCGUUCUAGAUGCUGCAGAAAGUCUGUGCUCUGACCUCCAGGCCUGCAGGGGGCAGCACGUGGAUUUAUGCCCGAUGCUGAUGAGGGCUGUAACUAACGUGGUCUGCAGGCUCGUGUUUAACUCGUCUUACCGCCCUCACGACCCCGAGCUUCAGCAGGUCAUGGACUACAACGACGGCAUCGUCCAGACCAUCGCCCGCGGAGGCCUGGUGGACAUCUUUCCCUGGUUACAGAUUUUUCCCAACAAGGAUUUGGCUAAAUUGAGGGAAUGUGUUUCCAUACGAGACAAACUGCUGACUAAAAAACUAGAAGAGCACAAGCUGACUUACACACCUGGAGAACCACGUGACCUGCUGGACGCCCUCCUGAUUGGUCAGAGCGGGUCAGCUGGUGAGGAUGACAUCACAGAUGAUCAUGUGUUGAUGACAGCAGCUGAAGCUUUUGGAGCCGGUGUAGAAACUACCUCCACCACUUUACUGUGGACUAUAGCCUUCCUCCUGCACCAUCCACAGGUACAGGACCGUCUCCAUGCUGAGCUGGAUGAGCAGGUGGGAAGGGACCGCCCCCCCGCUCUGAGUGACAGGUCCAACCUGCCAUUCCUGGACAGCGCUCUGUGUGAGGUCAUGAGGAUCCGCCCCGUCAGCCCUAUCCUCAUCCCACAUGUCGCUAUGCAGGACACCAGGUAA